Messenger RNA from Cuscuta europaea, 1699 nucleotides. NCBI's taxonomy places the organism in Eukaryota, Viridiplantae, Streptophyta, Magnoliopsida, Solanales, Convolvulaceae. The record is from the annotation of a GenBank genome assembly.
CUGAGAUUGAAAUCAGUCAAGUAAAACGAUAACAAUUUUCGAUAAUUUGAAAGGAAUAUUAUUAUUUUUAAUUAUAAAUGAAUAAAAUAUAAUUAUUUAUGAAUUAUAAUAUAUAUAUAUAAUAAAAUCUUUAUGCAAAAAAAAUAUAAAUAAUAAAAUUUCAGACCAGAUCAAAACACGGAGACCCGUAAAAAACAUGAUAACUGCCAUAGCUCCGGACCUGGCAAAUGGAAGUGAGAGACGGGUUGCUAGAAGCCGGAAUCGAUCCCUACAAUGGCUUCAGCUUAGAACACGUUCUUGGCACCAAGACUGGUGGGUCCACCUUCGACCCCACCGGACGAAGACACAUCUCAGCCGAUUUUCUAUCAUACGCCAAUCCUUCCAACAUCCGGGUGGCCGUCCACGCCAUCGCAGAGAGGAUUCUGCUCAGAAAACGCAAGGCAGCCGGAAUUUUUUCCGGGACCGGAACAGCAGGUAUCACCACGCCAUGGUUAGGGGCAAAGGCGAAGUCUUGCUCUCCGCCAGAGCUCUGGGUACCCCUCAGAUCCUUCUACUGAGUGGAAUCGGCCCUAGACCAUACCUAUCUUCUUUGGGCAUUCCGGUCUCCUACCACUCACCUUACGUAGGGGAGGUAGGGCAGUUUCUCUAUCGCCCCUCCUUUACCCCUAGGGCACUCUCUGGUUCAGAUUGUGGGGAGCGGAUAACAGAGUUAGGUGCUGUUAAGGUUUAAUCGGGUAAUCCGAAAAUCCAACACAAACUUUGGAUAUAUCAAGAAAUGGGACGAUAAUUUAGUGUAUAAAAGAAAUAUAAAAGAUGAUAUCAACGAACACUCAAGCUCACUUGUAUUAAGUAAUUUGACUAUUACACUGUAAAAUACCUGAACGGUAUGUCGGAAUAGUAACUAAUACAAGAAAUCAGAGAGAUAAUGUUAUUCUAUGCUUGAAUCUAAAAAAAUGUUAACCCUUUACAAUGAAACUAAUCCUUCUAUAUAUUUAUACUAAUGGGGUAUGGGGUACUUCAUGUCGAUCGUCUGCUUUAUAUAACCACUUGGAACUCAUUCUCCCACUAGUUGCCGUCGUGCUUUAGCAAUAAAUGCCCCCUGCCACUUGUUGGUUACCCGCUGCCCGAACGGACAGUGAAUCCUGCUGGAAUCAUUAAUUGGUCUGGCUCAUUAAUGAUUUGGCCCAAGUAUGUUAAUCGAUCCGAACCUCGUUCGUUACAUAUUUUCCCAAGAGCUGGUUCAUUUUCUGGAUGAUGAACCCGUCUAACGAAAUGGAUAUCUUGGACCUUAGAUUCGGGUAUUGGGUUUGAGGCCCAAUAUCCCAACAGGUGCUUACCUAGAAGCUGUUUCUAACGUCAUCCCUCUAUCUUCCCGUACCCCAUACCCCUUCUUCACCGGAACUCCAUAUGCUCCUCCGGUUUACUACCGGACAGUGGCAACAAUCUUGGAGAAGGUAAUAGGGCCGUCAUCUGCAGGGUCACUGAGAUUGGCCUCAACUGAUAUUAGAAUGACCCCCUUGGUCAGCUUUAAUUACUUCAAUGACAGGGGUGACCUUGAGAGGUGCAUGAAUGGGAGCAGGAUGAUAGGGGAGAUUUUGAGGACUAGUUCAAUGGAGGCUUUCAAGUUCGAUAGAGGCUUUCAAGUUCAAUGAAAAUUUAAUAUUCUAAAUUUCCUUUGUAAAAUAAAGAUUAGUACCCC